This is a messenger RNA of Nezara viridula (southern green stink bug), 1581 nucleotides long. Lineage: Eukaryota; Metazoa; Arthropoda; Insecta; Hemiptera; Pentatomidae. The record is from the annotation of a GenBank genome assembly.
UUUUUAUUCCCAGCAUUAAAAAUGUCUUGGCUAAUGUACAUCGCCAUAGCAGCCUUCUCUUUGUUGGCGCUGGCUUACUACAAGAUCAAGAAGAUGUUUAGGUACUACAAAGACAUGAACAUUCCUUACGUCGAACCGAAGUUUCCUUUAGGAAGUGACCCGGAAGGCGUUUUGUUUAGAAUACAUAUUGGUGAUAGUUGGGAUAAAAUAUAUAAACGAUUGGAAGGAAAACCGGUAGGAGGGUUCUUCCAGACUGUCCUCCCAUUCCUCAUGAUUCGUGAUCCGGAGUACGUUAACCAGGUACUUAUAUCCUCAUUUGAACACUUCUUCGACAGAAACUUCCUGGUUGACGAGGAAGUUAAUCCACUUGAAGCUCACCUAUUCCUACUGAGGGGGAACAGAUGGCGAUACCUCAGGAAUAAAUUGAGCCCUAUCUUUAGCGGUGGUAAACUCCGGUGGAUGUUCGAGGAGAUGGAGAAAUGCGGAGAUAUAUUCGUAGAAUGCAUCGAUAAACUGGCAGAUGGAAAGGACCGAGACGUUCUAGAAGAACUAGCACGAUAUGCUACAGAUGUUAUAGGAUCCUGUGCCUUUGGACUUGAGAGUAAUUGUUUAACAAAUCCAACUUCACAGCUUAGACGAAUGGGUAAAGAACUUUUUGAUCAAACAAAAUUUAAUUGGACCCAGAUAUCUUUCCUACUGAGAUUUUCCGUUCCUCGGCUACUGCUAUGGCUCAAAGUACGAUCUUUACCUUCCGAGAUAGAGAACUUCUUCUGUUCAACCGUAAGUAGUGUUUUGGAACACAGGAGGAAAACCGGCCUAAAGCGGAGGGAUUUUGUGCACCUCCUACUUCAGUUAAAAGAAAAAGGGGUUGUAGAGAUUGAUACUAACGAAAUUGAUCAAGAUGUACAAGAAAAUAACGACGUUGAAAAAUUUGAAAUCACUGACCGUCUGCUCAUGGCACAGUCAUUUGUUUUCUUUGUGGCUGGUUUCGAAACAACGUCCAGGACCUUACAUUUCCUCAUUUAUCAAUUAGCUCAACAUCCGGAAAUACAAGAAAGGGCUAGGCAAGAAGUGCUGAGGGUUAAAGAAAAGCAUAACCAAUUUUCUUACGAUGCCCUCAAAGAAUUGACAUUUUUAGACAACUGUAUUUCAGAGACUUUGCGUAUGUAUCCACCAGUUGUUAUGUUAAAUCGGGAGUGUACCAAGGACUUUACAUUUCUAGAUGGUAGCUCCAUAAAGAAAGGAGAACAAAUAGUGAUUCCAAUCUAUUCAAUUCAACGAGAUCCAAAAUACUUUCCAGAACCUAUGAAGUACAAUCCAGAUCGAUUUGCUUCAGAUCCUCAACGUGGGACUUACUUACCUUUUGGUGAUGGACCUAGAAUUUGCAUCGGAAAAAGAUUCGCUCUGGUCGAAAUUAAAAUUGUAAUGGCAAGAUUGUUGGAAAGGUACAGUUUUGAACCAAGCUCAUUAAAUAAGGAACCGAUUGAGCUAAAUCCAUGGACAAAUAUUCUUUGCCCUAAAAAUGGAUUGUAUGUAAAAAUUCAGAAGCUAAAUGGUUGUAAAUAAAUAUUUUAAUUUCCG